Molecule: messenger RNA, 849 nt
Organism: Cyclocybe aegerita
Lineage: Eukaryota; Fungi; Basidiomycota; Agaricomycetes; Agaricales; Hemipholiotaceae
Source: the annotation of a GenBank genome assembly
AUGGCUGCGUUAUCCUCCACUAACUUCGCCUCCAACGAAUCGACUUCGAACACCCGACGGCCUUCCCGUGUCAUGACAUUGACAUCCAGAAAGCUCAUGGAAUUGCCUCUUGACGUUUCUCGAUUAUUCAAGCAGCACUCCUCGCAAUUCGGAAUUUGGGCCAUGAGCGGCUGGGCAUUAGGGAUUGACAAAGUCUUUCGGUCCUUUUUUCACUAUCAAGGAGACUCUCAGGCUACACUCUCGGACACUGAGAGGAACGAUAGAACCUUAGAGGCGUGGACGGAGACAUUGGAACGUAUUUCGCGGGCCUGGAAGUUCGCAGCCGUGGCGUCAGCUUUCCUCUUUCCGUCGUCGAUUGGUCUCAUGGCGAUUGAGUGCGUCCUCCGCACGAGGGUCGCGCUCGUUUGCGCCAUCGCUGCGCUCCUCUUCUCCGUCGCUAGUUUGACGUCAAGUUUCCUCCUCGCUACUAUGAGACCGACGCUUCAGUCGGCUCAGAUAUCUAACCUUUGGGUCGAGGCUUCCACAAACUACGUCCAGACGCUUUCCGUAAUCGAAUUUUGGACUGCCCUUGCAUUUCCUGUGUGGUCUGUCGCAUGGUGCAUCAUCCUGAUCACGACUACACCAACAGGUGACCUUGUCCUCAUUCACGGCUUCGUGCUGCACAAGUCGGAACGAAACACGAAACCGCACACCCAAUUCGCCUACACGUUCGACAUGAUCAAAUCUCCGCCGUACACGAACUACGACGAGAAUAAUUCGCUCCAACCGGCAAAGGAGAUGCCUUUCUCGAAGAUCCUGCCUCCAGGAGAGAUCAACAACGUCCCUCAGACUGUCUUCGCCUCCGCAUAA